Molecule: messenger RNA, 486 nt
Organism: Hibiscus syriacus
Lineage: Eukaryota; Viridiplantae; Streptophyta; Magnoliopsida; Malvales; Malvaceae
Exons: 3
Coding region: 1-486 (161 amino acids)
Source: RefSeq, a predicted model, not a curated record
AUGGAAAUGAGCACAGAGAAAGAGGAAAGGAAGCGGAGAAAUGCGGAGAAAGGGUUGAACCGGAUGUCUCAGAUCCGGUCUGCACGUCCACAAGAUCAUCAUCCCACUCCAUCUACCGAUGAAAAGAAAGAAAGCUUCGAUGCUCGAGAUCGUUUGGCAUUCUUCACUGACGAUGAUCCGCCACCGGAAACCAAUCAGUCUGGUCAAACAAGUGCUGCGCCUGUGGGACUGAGUGAAGCCUCUACUUCUAGUACUCUUAAACAAGGUAGCAUGCAAGAAAUAUCAAGUGCCAACUCCCAAGAUGAUGAAAGCCAAGCUCAAUUACCAAACCAGGGGACCAGUACCUACGCAAUUUCUGCUCGUGCUGUAGGAGAAAAGGAUAAAUCGAAAAUGGAGACAGCAUCGAUCCGAAAAGCUUCAACCAACUCCGAAACACUACCAAAACAAGCAGGGCUCAACCUAAUUUAUUCUCUUCAAAACUACUGA